AUGGCUAUGGCUGCAGCUCAUCGGAUGCCCAAAAGCUUCACCUCUGGCUUCCUGACAGUCCCGGAGCAGAGAAAUGAUAUGGGCGCGUUUGCUAGGAUGCCUCCGUUGACACCGGUGAAGGACAUGCGGAUGCGACUGACAAUUCGCCAGCGUCGUCGCUUUCCCAACAAUUUAGCAAUUAUCCUUCCGGAUAACUACGAGGAAUCAUUGCCACAAUUGAGGACAACAAGCCACGAGCAACAGGACGUGCAGCGCCUGCAGAACCAGCAAGACCAAUACGACCAGCAGACGGAGCAAGAUCAUCUCGGUGAAAAAUCCGCCGAGGCUAUGGCUGCAGAAUGGAUGUGCUGGCUUAAAAUCAUGGUCCCAGACACGAACAUUCAGUGGUACGUGACGGACAACAGAAACGAGAUCUACAAGUUCUAUGUGGAUUAUCAGAUCAUAAAGAGUCUCUGGGACGGGUUUUCAGGAGGCAGUCUGAUACAUUAUGUAUGGCGUGUGAAGGAGAAAUCAUCACCAUCAUCACCUGCCGCUCUCAUCAAAUUACCCAUCGAAAUAGUAAUGAUGAUCUUCAAUGAGCUCGACGUUCCCGACCAAGUGUGUCUAGGCCUGACAAGCAAAGCCUUGGCAAACAUCACCCGCCACCUGAACGGUGGUUACGGCGUACUAUAUGACAGUUCCAUGAGACUGCAGAUCCUCUUCCGGUUGGAAUCGUGGAUGACAGAGGUGCGCCGGUUGUGCAUGGCCUGUGGAAAAUAUUUCCCACUCGACCCGCUGUUCUGGAAGGAGCGGAAGCGUCAAGGGCGGUGUAGGACGCGUAGCAUGGUGUAUGGACGCGUGGAUGUGGAUUUUGAGUUCCAGGGGGAGACGUGUCCGGAGUGCGCAGCGGCGAUAUCAUGGGGAAAUAUUGCGAUGGCGCAUAUUGGAAUGCAAAUGGCUGUUCGCUAG
Molecule: messenger RNA, 948 nt
Organism: Histoplasma capsulatum G186AR
Lineage: Eukaryota; Fungi; Ascomycota; Eurotiomycetes; Onygenales; Ajellomycetaceae
Exons: 4
Coding region: 1-948 (315 amino acids)
Molecular function (GO): protein binding
Source: RefSeq, a predicted model, not a curated record